AUGAAGCACAGAAAUCAAACUGUAGUGACUGAGUUCUUCAUGGGAUUAACCAGCUCCUUCCAUCUCCAAAUUGUCGUCUUCCUGAUUUUUCUCUGUGUUUAUCUUUUAACUUUUCUGGGGAACCUGGGAAUGAUCAUGCUCAUUUGCCUGGACACUCGACUCCACAUCCCCAUGUACUUCUUGCUCAGCCACUUGUCCUUUGUGGAUGCCUGCUCCUCUUCAGUCAUCAGUCCUAAGAUGUUGUCCAACAUCUUUGUGGAGAAAAAAGUCAUCUCCUUCCUAGGUUGUGCUAUCCAGCUUUGUUUAUUCAGCCAGUUUGUGGUGACAGAAUGUGUUCUCCUGGCUUCCAUGGCAUAUGAUAGGUAUGUCGCUGUCUGUAAGCCUUUGCUCUAUACACUCAUUAUGUCCCAGCAGGUUUGUGUGCAGCUAGUAACAGGGCCUUAUGGCAUAGCCCUUAUAAGCACCAUGGUACAUACUACUUUUACCUUUAUCCUGCCCUACUGUGGUCCAAAUCUCAUCAAUCACUUUUUCUGUGACCUUCUUCCUGUUUUCUCUCUGGCAUGUGCAGAUACUCAGGUGAAUAAACUUUUGCUUUACAUCUUGGCUGGGAUCCUGGGUGUAUUCAGUGGUACGAUCAUCUUGGUGUCCUACAUUUACAUUGUCAUCGCUAUCCUGAAAAUCCACUCUGCUGAUGGGAGGCACAAAGCCUUCUCCACCUGUUCUUCACACCUGACAGCUGUCUCUAUCCUUUACGGGACUCUCUUCUUUAUCUACGUAUGUCCAAGCACCAGCUUCUCUCUGGAUAUCAAUAAAGUUGUGUCAUUAUUUUAUACCAUUAUCCCCAUGUUGAACCCAUUCAUCUAUAGCCUGAGAAAUAAAGAAGUCAAAGAUGCAUUCAUCAGAACAUUUGAAAAGCAAUUUUGCUACAAUUUGCAAGAUAAAAUAUUUUAG
Peromyscus eremicus (cactus mouse) is the source of this 951-nucleotide messenger RNA. Its product is annotated as olfactory receptor 5G25. Gene Ontology annotation, molecular function: olfactory receptor activity; odorant binding; G protein-coupled receptor activity. Gene Ontology annotation, cellular component: membrane. The transcript has a single exon. The record is from RefSeq and is a predicted model, not a curated record. NCBI's taxonomy places the organism in Eukaryota, Metazoa, Chordata, Mammalia, Rodentia, Cricetidae. The coding region runs from base 1 to 951 and encodes 316 amino acids. Gene Ontology annotation, biological process: sensory perception of smell; G protein-coupled receptor signaling pathway.